Messenger RNA from Priapulus caudatus, 637 nucleotides. Its product is annotated as MAM and LDL-receptor class A domain-containing protein 1-like. Gene Ontology annotation, cellular component: membrane. The coding region runs from base 50 to 637 and encodes 195 amino acids. The transcript is spliced from 6 exons. Lineage: Eukaryota; Metazoa; Priapulida; Priapulimorpha; Priapulimorphida; Priapulidae. The record is from RefSeq and is a predicted model, not a curated record.
ACGUUUGACCAUACUCAUGGCAUGAAAACUCACAAUAGCAGGCUGGUACAUGUACAUCGAAGGCAGCAGUCCGCGGAGAGAGAACGACACGGCCCGUCUACAUUCACCCGUCUACUCGGCUGACAAGACACCGGCGUGCUUCGAGUUCUGGUAUCACAUGUUCGGACUCACGAUAGGAACUCUGAGCGUCUAUGUGAAACCUGAAACACAAUCACUGACGGACAUCGAAUCUUCGUUUGUAAGAAAUGGCGACCAGGGAAACCAAUGGUUUCUAGGUCAGAUUGCGAUACCCAGGCUAAAUGACUCGUUUCAGAUCGUGAUAGAAGGUGUGCGUGGAACGAGUUACGUCACCGACGCUGCUAUUGAUGACGUUUCGCUGAACCUCGGGCAGUGCCGGACGCCACCUGUAUUAGAACCAGUGGAUGGCCACUGGUCGGACUGGCUCCGGUCGAGCUGUACUGUGACGUGUGGGGAAGGGGGCAUGGCCAGCAUACGCUACUGUAACAACCCAGCACCACGUAACGGGGGCGCGGACUGUGAAGGAGCCAUCGCUGGCAAGCAGCGCGUGUUCACGAAAUGCCGCGUCGCAGACUGUCCUCCAGCGAAAUACGCGGCUUUCCCCGAGACGUACGCUUGA